AUGUUCUGUUGUUUAGGUAGGAAAAAACGGGACAAUGAAAUGGAAAAAAAAAAUUGCAAAAAGGAAAUGGUAGAGAGAUUUAUAUUACAAAAUUGUAAAUCUAAUGAGGAUGUAAUUGAUAAAUUUAAUAGAGGAUUCUUUGAAUGAAUCAUUAGAUGAGAGUAAUAUGAUUAUAAUAAACGAUGUUAACAAUUAACAUAAAUAGAAACCUUGGUCAGGAAUUCAGUGGCAAAUGAUUAUCCAAACAAAGAGUUUAAAUUAAAUUGAAUUGUAAAAUUGAGUCACUAAUUUGAGAGAUGAAAUAAAAAGUAAUAUAAGAUUUGGAAUUUUAUAAAAUUUAAGACCAGCUACAUGGUUUUGGAUUACAGACAUAAAAAAUACAUAAAUGAUAAAGCAUUCAUCAAAUAUUUAUUAAAAAUUGAAAUCAUGUGAGUCUCAAUACGAUCAAUAAAUAUUUAAGUGUAUUAAAUAAAUGGAUAAAAAAGUAUAUAUUAUUAUUAAAUUUAAGUACAAUGAUUUAGUUUUUGAUAUUUUAAGAGCUUAUGCCAAUUAUGAUGUUGAAAUAGGAUUUGUGAAAGGGAUUGAAUAAAUAGUAGAAUAUUUAAUAUAAUAAUUGGAUCCUGAAUAAUACAAAAAUUUAGAUUACUCAUAUAAUUAAUUUAAUAGAAUGUGUGAUUAUUAUGAGUAAAUGGUUUUUUGGAUGACUAUUCAUAUUCUAUUUAAUUUGAAUUAUCGAAGAAUACUAAAAUAAAAUGUGAGUUUUAUUGAAACUGAUAAAUUUAAGAAUACACUUAUGCCUUAAAUUAAAUGUUUGAUUGAAUAGCUAUAAGUUAAAAUAAGUGAUUUAAUUGAAACUCCUUUGUUAUUUUAUUUUUGGAAAUAAUUAAAAAAGGAAGACUUUAAUAGAUUAUUCGAUGUAUUUCUUUUUGAAGGAGAAUGUAAGAGAAUAAUGAUUUAUAAUAGCUAUACUACUACAAAUUCUAUUAAAAUUUUUAAAAAUAUCAGAAGAACUAGUUUGUUAAUUUUAAACAUUAGCAGAUUUAAAGAUCUUUCUAAAUUAAACAUUAAUUCCAUUUGGUAUUUCAAAGAUAGAAAAGAGUAAUUAAAAAUUAAUGAAUUUCAUAUUAUGA
Paramecium sonneborni is the source of this 1130-nucleotide messenger RNA. The record is from the annotation of a GenBank genome assembly. Lineage: Eukaryota; Ciliophora; Oligohymenophorea; Peniculida; Parameciidae.